Molecule: messenger RNA, 645 nt
Organism: Phoenix dactylifera (date palm)
Lineage: Eukaryota; Viridiplantae; Streptophyta; Magnoliopsida; Arecales; Arecaceae
Source: RefSeq, a predicted model, not a curated record
AUGCGACGGGGAGUACGGAUAGCAGCAGACUGUGGAGUUUGUCCGGAGGUGGAGGAGUCCAUUUAUCAUGUGCUAGUUGAGUGCCUGCGGGCCGUUCGGAUCUGGAGGUGUGCAGGGAUUUCCUAUGACCCGGGGCAGAGAUGGUCGUCCAUUGCCGAGUUCAUCUGCUUCCUGGAGACCCCGGGGGCAGGGCCCGGGAUGGAUGAGAGAGGGACUCGUAUUGCAUACCUGGCUUACCAUUCCUGGUUAGACAGGAAUGUACGAGUCUUUGAGGGUCGCAGCUCGCCCCCGGAGGUGGUGGUGGCCGGGGCCUUUUUGCAUGCAGAGGAGUUCCUUAGUACUGCUGUGAGGUCACCUUCCGGGUUGGCCAGAGACAUCUGGGGUACCCCUUCUGCUCUUGUAGCGCCCAGUUAUGUAUUCGUAUCCUGGGUACCCCUACCCCCUAGUUUCCUGAAGGUGAACUUCGAUGGUAGUAUGGCAGCUGACGGGAGAGGUGGAGGUGUAGGCUUCGUCAUUCGAGAUCAUGAUGCCAGGCUAGUGGCGUUGGGGGGUCAGCGGAUCUUCGAUGCGUCGGUGGUAUGUGCUGAGCUCCGAGCCGCCUGGGAGGGCAUAUCUUAUGCGAGAUGGACACUAGGUGCAGACUAG